AUGCCGAUUGAUAUUAAUUUGCUGAGAGCAUUUAAGGGGGGAUUACCAGACCUCGUGAAAGCGUCUCAAGCAAAGAGAUUUGCAAAGGUCGCUUUAGUUGAUGAAGUAAUAUCGCUAGAUAAUCAAUGGAGAAAGCAUGUGGGUGAUUUAGAUAAACUUAACCGAGAUAAGCGCGUUUUAUCGAAAGAGAUUGGAAUGAAGAGAAAGCAGGGUUUAAAUACCGAUAGGGAAACGACUAAUGUCUCCCUUCUCAGCCAACAAAUAUUGGAUAUGCAAAAAUCAAUCGAAAAUGUGAGGAAAAUGAGAGAUACAAAGCUUGGUCAGAUUGGGAAUAUUGUACAUGACUCUGUUCCUGUAGCUAAGGAUGAGUCACAAAACGUAGAAGUCGCGUCUUGGGGAUCGCCCCGUCCCAUGACCAAGGAUAUGUAUUGUCAUCACGAGCUCUUGUGGAUGCUCGAUGGAUACGAACCCGAGCGCGGAACGCGCGUAGCGGGCCAUCGUGGAUACUUCCUGAAGGGUUCCGCGGUGCUGUUGAACCAGGCGAUCAUCAUGUACGCGAUGCAAUGGAACACAAAGCGCGGAUUCACGCUUUUGCAGACUCCGUACUUCAUGAAUCGCGACGUGAUGGCUGGCGUUGCGCAGCUGGAGGACUUCGACGAGAGUCUGUACCACGUGGAAGGGGAGGAGGGCGAAGAGAAAUAUUUAAUCGCGACGUCGGAGCAGCCGAUCUGCGGGUAUCACAUGGGCGAGUGGCUGGACGAGAAGGAGCUGCCGUUGAAAUACACGGGGUUCUCUACGAACUUCCGGAAGGAGGCCGGAGCGCACGGGAAGGACACGUGGGGCAUUUUCCGCGUGCACCAGUUCGACAAAGUGGAGCAGUUCGUGAUUUCGAAGCCGGAGGAGAGCUGGGCGAUGCACGAAUACAUGAUUCAGAACUCGCGCGAGUUCUACGAGUCGCUGAAUCUGCCGUACCGCGUGGUGAACAUCGUGUCGGGCGCGCUGAACAACGCGGCGGCGAAGAAAUACGACCUGGAAGGCUGGUUCCCGGGGUACGAAGCGUACCGCGAGCUGGUGUCGUGCAGCAACUGCACGGAUUAUCAGAGCCGCGCGAUGGAGAUUCGGUGCGGCGCGACGAAGAAGAAGAACGAGGAGAAGAAGUACGUGCACAUGCUGAACUCGACGCUGUGCGCGCUGACGCGGACGCUGUGCUGCAUUCUGGAGAACUAUCAGACGAGCGAGGGCGUGGAGAUCCCCGAGGUGUUGCAGCCGUGGAUGGGCGGAAUCAAGUUCCUGCCGUUCAAACGACCGCUGCCGCCCGCGAUGCUGAAGGCCAGGGAGGAGAGAAAGUAA
Blastocystis hominis is the source of this 1350-nucleotide messenger RNA. RefSeq lists its product as hypothetical. Gene Ontology annotation, molecular function: ATP binding; serine-tRNA ligase activity; tRNA binding. The record is from RefSeq and is a predicted model, not a curated record. NCBI's taxonomy places the organism in Eukaryota, Bigyra, Opalinata, Blastocystidae. Gene Ontology annotation, biological process: seryl-tRNA aminoacylation. The transcript is spliced from 4 exons. Gene Ontology annotation, cellular component: cytosol. The coding region runs from base 1 to 1350 and encodes 449 amino acids.